This is a messenger RNA of Amaranthus tricolor (Joseph's coat), 880 nucleotides long. RefSeq names its product 30S ribosomal protein S8, chloroplastic. The record is from RefSeq and is a predicted model, not a curated record. Gene Ontology annotation, cellular component: ribosome. The coding region runs from base 1 to 405 and encodes 134 amino acids. Gene Ontology annotation, molecular function: structural constituent of ribosome. Lineage: Eukaryota; Viridiplantae; Streptophyta; Magnoliopsida; Caryophyllales; Amaranthaceae. The transcript has a single exon. Gene Ontology annotation, biological process: translation.
AUGGGUAGGGACACUAUUGCUGAUAUAAUAACUUCUAUACGAAAUGCUGACAUGAAUAGAAAAGGAACGGUUCGAAUAGUAUCUACUAACAUCACCGAAAACAUUGUUAAAAUACUUUUACGAGAAGGUUUCAUUGAAAAUGCGAGAAAACAUCAAGAAAGAGAUAAAACUUUUUUGGUUUUAACGCUGCGACAUAGAAGAAAUAAGAAAGGGGCUUAUAGAAAUACUUUCUAUUUAAAAAGGAUCAGUCGACCUGGUCUACGAAUCUAUUCUAACUAUCAACGAAUUCCUAGAAUUUUAGGUGGAAUGGGGAUUGCAAUUCUUUCUACCUCUCGAGGUAUAAUGACGGAUCGGGAAGCUCGACUAGAAGGAAUUGGCGGAGAAAUUUUAUGUUAUAUAUGGUAAUCCCUAGAAUAUUAAUAUCCGAAUUGGAUCCAAUAUUUCCUAUUUGGGAACAAAAAAAGAAAAAAAAAGGCUUGUCUAAUAUCACUCCUCUAUUAGUUGAUACUUUAAGGGGGUUUUAUCUGAAAUGAAAGAACAAAAAUGGAUUCAUGAAGGUUUGAUUACUGAAUCACUUCCUAAUGGUAUGUUCUGGGUUCGUUUAGAUAAUGAAGAUCUGAUUCUAGGUUAUGUUUCGGGAAGGAUACGACGUAGUUCUAUACGAAUCCUACCGGGAGAUAGAGUUAAGAUUGAAGUAAGCCGUUAUGAUUCAACCAGAGGUCGUAUAAUUUAUAGACUCCGCAACAAAGAUUCAAACGAUUAAGCCGUUUUUCAACAUUCCUUAUUCCUUUCUACAAAAAUAGAAUUCAAGGUUCAAAAUAUCACGAAACUUAUUUUCUUCCAAAAAAUAGAUUCAAAAUUAAAACUAAAGAAUAACAAA